Molecule: messenger RNA, 1012 nt
Organism: Pseudogymnoascus verrucosus
Lineage: Eukaryota; Fungi; Ascomycota; Leotiomycetes; Thelebolales; Thelebolaceae
Exons: 2
Coding region: 38-706 (222 amino acids)
Biological process (GO): translation
Cellular component (GO): ribosome; mitochondrial large ribosomal subunit
Molecular function (GO): structural constituent of ribosome
Source: RefSeq, a predicted model, not a curated record
CUCAGACAAAGGCAAGUCGUCUUGUCCAGCCAACACAAUGGCCUCACUAUUUACACCGACAAUGCGUCCGCUGAGCUGCCUGAAGACGCUCCUGCGGCAAACCCGGCGGCAGAAGAUGAUUGCCAGGUCGUUGACAACAUACCGUAAACCGGACCUAAACCGAGGUCUUCCGCUGGCAGCAGCUGUGGAUGCAGGAAUGCCCCAUGUCAACAGAAAGCUAAAGGCAUACCCGCCUCCUCCUUCUCCGGCAGCCAACUUUAAGAACCCAAUUGGCGACCUUCACGCAGAACAAAUUUCCGUCCUAGACCCUACUGGGGCACGCACACAGCUCUUCAGCAAAACCAGCCCCGAGGCAGCCAAGGUCGGCGAUAUUCUUCUCGUUCGCCAGAAGAACGGCGAUCCAUUCGCAGGCGUCUGCAUCAACAUCCGCCGCCGAGGCGUCGACACUGGCAUUCUCCUCCGCAACGAGCUUACGAGAGUUGGCGUGGAGAUGUGGUAUAAGAUCUACUCGCCAAAUGUAGAGGGAAUCGAAGUGGUGCAAAGACGGGAGAAGAGAGCGAGACGAGCACGUCUGACAUACAUGCGGAAGCCCAAGCACGAUAUGGGAAGCGUCCAGAAUAUCGUCCUGGCAUAUCAGAGAUCGAGGUUGGGAGCACGAUCCGGCGAUAACAAGGGCGGGAAGAAGAAGGGAAAGGGAAGGAAGUAAGGAGCUGAGAUGGUGUAUAAAUAUGUAUAUGUAUACAAGUGGCGUUCAAAUGUCGAAAAAUUAUUUGAUUAAUUUACACUGGCAGCUGCAGAAGUGACCAAAUAUUAUCUUUGAUCGAUAACCAUGACCUCACUUGAAACCUUUGGGUAGCACCGGUAUUUUCGGUGAAGUAUCUUCAAUAGGAAAGAGCGAUGCUGAUGCCCAGAGUCGCACUUGCCAUAGCAAAGGUGGUCGAACUAUAUUUACACCGAGUUGGAAAAUAAGAUCUAAACUCAACUUCAGGGGUGCUGUUCGAAUCUGGCCUCG